AUGAGUAUGGAAGACUCAGAUUUGAGACCAUAAACACCCACAUUUUUAGCAAAUACAUCUAAUUGCCUCAUCAUCACUUCGAAUAUCAUCAACAAAAUGUCUGUUGAUCAUUUGCAGUUCUUGAAGAACAAGUUCAUUCUGGACUUGGAAGACGCGGAGGAGGAACACUCCGGGGAAAAUGAGAUCCCCCUUCUCGCUCAUUUUCUACAGAUUAGAGAUGCGUUGAAAGCAAAGGACAUCACGGCAUCCACACCCAUCAGAUUGAAGAAUUGUCUAUACAACGCGAUCAGCGCAUUAGAAGAGUGCGUGGUGUUGUCGGAGAAGCGUGAACCCCGAAAGAAGAAGGAUGGUCCGAUGCAUGGAUACACUCUGGCGGAGCAUUGGAUUUUAUGCAAAACCAGAAGGUUGUUGGUUCAAGUAAAGAGAAAGCUUACUGCUCCGGCUGAUGCCAUUAUUCCUGGUUUUGAUGAACAAUUAAACACAAUUUUAGAUCGACUUCGGAAGACAGGGGAGGGAUUUCAGGAAAUUGGAAUCGUGGGGAUUGGGGGCUCGGGUAAAACCGCUCUGGCCCAGUUGGUUUUUACCCAAUCCGAUGAGAGGUAUUUCCGGGAUUACAGAAUUUGGAUAUGCUUAUUCCGGAAACUGAGUGGAAAUGUAAGGUUUAAGAAGAUGAUAAAGGACAUGUUGAAGCAGUGUAAGGCAGUGGGGGAUUAUGAAGAUUUUGAUGAAGAAGAGCAGAGUGAGGAAGCAGCAGCGGUGGAUGAUGAAGACUACGAUGGGGUAGAAGUGGAAGAGCUGUUGGAGAAUCUUGGGAAAGCUUUGAAGGGUAAAAGGUAUUUGAUGGUGUUGGACGGCAUCUGGGACAUCAACAUCCACUGGUAUUUCAAGUUAAAGGACAAGUUGAAGUCUCUAACUGGUGAUGGUAAUGCUGAUGGGCAUGUCAUCAUUACAAGCCGACUCCCCCACAAAGCAAGAAUGAUGGUGGGCCCUCACAAUCUGUAUCACAUACAGCCUCCCAUGGGGCACAUGUGGCUAUUCGAAGAAACAUUGUAUAGGCUUAAAAGGUAUAAGUUGAAAUUGAAGGAUGAGGUUACAGAGCAAUGUGAUGGCCUCCCAUUAGCAAUGCACACAUUGGCACCAGUGAUUGAAGACCAGAUCCUGGGAAACAGGUAAUA
This is a messenger RNA of Vitis riparia (riverbank grape), 1175 nucleotides long. RefSeq names its product probable disease resistance protein At5g45490. The coding region runs from base 97 to 1173 and encodes 358 amino acids. The record is from RefSeq and is a predicted model, not a curated record. Gene Ontology annotation, biological process: defense response to other organism. Gene Ontology annotation, molecular function: ADP binding. Lineage: Eukaryota; Viridiplantae; Streptophyta; Magnoliopsida; Vitales; Vitaceae. The transcript is spliced from 2 exons.